Messenger RNA from Beauveria bassiana ARSEF 2860, 1212 nucleotides. Its product is annotated as FtsJ-like methyltransferase. Gene Ontology annotation, biological process: tRNA methylation; cytoplasmic translation. The record is from RefSeq and is a predicted model, not a curated record. Lineage: Eukaryota; Fungi; Ascomycota; Sordariomycetes; Hypocreales; Cordycipitaceae. Gene Ontology annotation, cellular component: cytoplasm. The transcript has 2 exons. Gene Ontology annotation, molecular function: tRNA methyltransferase activity. The coding region runs from base 1 to 1212 and encodes 403 amino acids.
AUGGGCAAAUCGUCCAAGGACAAGCGCGAUGCCUACUACCGCCUCGCCAAGGAGCAAGGCUGGCGAGCCCGGAGCGCAUUCAAGCUGCUGCAGCUCGACGAGGAAUUCGACCUCUUUGCCAACGUUUCCCGCGUCGUUGACCUCUGCGCCGCGCCCGGGUCCUGGUCGCAAGUGCUCUCGAGGGUGCUCAUUCAGGGCGAGAAGUUUGGCCGAGCGGCGUGGCAGGACCGCGAGGCGCGUCUGCGUCAGCAGAUGCUAGGCAUGGUGACGACGACGACGACGACGACGACGAGCGACGCAAAAGAUGAACUCGCCCGGGCGCUCACCGCGCAGCACGCCGCGUCCCAACCCCGCGACGACGUCAAGAUUGUGUCGAUUGACCUGCAGCCGAUUGCGCCGCUCGCGGGCAUCACGACGCUGCGCGCCGACAUUACGCACCCCGCGACGGUGCCGCUGCUGCUUUCUGCGCUCGAUCCGGAUGCUAAUCACCACGGCGACAAGGCGACCAACCCUGUGGACCUGGUGCUGAGCGACGGCGCGCCCGACGUGACGGGCCUGCACGACCUCGACAUUUACGUGCAGUCGCAGCUGCUGUUUGCGGCGCUCAAUCUGGCGCUGUGCGUGCUGCGGCCGGGCGGCAAGUUUGUGGCCAAGAUUUUCCGCGGGCGCGGCGUCGACGUGCUGUACGCGCAGCUCAAAAUCUUCUUUGAAAAGGUAGUCGUGGCCAAGCCGCGGAGCAGUCGUGCGAGCAGCGUCGAGGCCUUUAUCGUGUGCAUCAACUUUCGGCCGCCGCCGGGGUUCCGCGCGAGCCUCGAGGAGCCGCUGGGCGUUGGGGAGCGGCUCGGCGACAUGGUCGAGGACAAACGGCGGCGGAUGCCUGCGGUGGUGAGCAGCGUCAUGCAAGAUGAGAAGAGGGGCACUUGGGACGUGUUUGUGGGCGGCUGCGGCGGGCAUGACAACGACUACGAUGUGGUGGAGGAGCGACAGGUGUACGAUGACGAGGGGGAUACAAUGCGUACGUCGACGACGGAUCCGAGUAAGAGGUGGAUUGCUCCGUUUAUUGCGUGCGGCGACUUGUCCGCGUUUGACUCGGACGCUUCUUACACGCUGCCCGAGGAUCACGUCUCCCUGGACCCGGUGCAGCCGCCAAUUGCGCCGCCGUAUAAGCGGGCGAUUGAGAUGCGGGCUGCGCUGUCGUCCAAGAGCCGCUAA